Molecule: messenger RNA, 1580 nt
Organism: Oncorhynchus tshawytscha (Chinook salmon)
Lineage: Eukaryota; Metazoa; Chordata; Actinopteri; Salmoniformes; Salmonidae
Product: membrane-spanning 4-domains subfamily A member 4A
Exons: 7
Coding region: 116-949 (277 amino acids)
Cellular component (GO): membrane
Source: RefSeq, a predicted model, not a curated record
UAUUAUCUGGAAGUCCCAGGUAGAGUUCAAACUUUGCAGGAGGCUCAACAAUACACAGCUGACCAGCCAUAUCACCUCUUACUGUACUACAAACAUCCUUCUGUCCUCUGUGAAGAUGUCCAGCUCUCAAACAACCACCACUAAUGGGGCGGUGGUCAUCACCCAUGUCUACCCCUAUGGGAAUGGGAUGGGGGUCGCGGGGGUCGCAUCUGCUCCUCACUGUCUGGGACAGACGGUCUCCUCAGUGCUGGGAAGUUUCCGGGCAGGGCAUCCAAAAGCGCUGGGAACCAUACAGAUCAUGAUUGGUUUGAUAAUGCUGUUGACAGGAAUUGUGAUGACUGCAGGACCACAAGUAGACAAUAUUGGAGUACUUAGUGGAAUAUUUGUCUGGGGAUCUAUCAUUUAUGUAGUUGCAGGCUCUCUAACUGUUGCUGCUGACAACAAACUGAACAAAUGUCUGGUAAAAGGCUCCCUUGGAAUGAAUGUUGUCGCCACGGUUACUGCUCUUACUGGCACCAUUCUGCAUUCUUUAGACAGUGCUGUAAUGUACAACUACUACUGCGACUAUCCAGGCUAUCCUUCAUACUACCCUCCAUCCUAUUUCAACUACACUACGUCCUCCGUCUGUCAACAGUAUUGGAUCAGGUCCCAGGGAAUAUCAGGUGUUUUGACUGUUUUCUCCUUGCUGGAGUUCAUAGUGUCCAUCUGUGUCUCGUCAUUCGCCUGCAGAGCUGUCUGCCUGUGCUGCCGUUCCACCCCUGAGCAAGUGUUCAUCAUUGGGAAUCAAAUACCGGUACCUCAUGGCAGCAUGACUCCAAGCAACGCACCUUACCCUCCUCAGAUCAACUACGAGACUGGGAACUACACAAAGGUUCUGGAGGGAGACGGUAUGGGUACAGGGUUUCAACAGAACCACCUGCCUCCUCAAUACACUGCUGUCAUCCCUUGAGAAUUGGGCCUCCGUGAAUACAUUGUUCUUUUUCUUGUCGAAAUUGUGUUCUCUAGGCCUAUUUUUCUGAUUCAAGCCAGGCAACGGUUAGCACCACAUUACUGAUCUGAAUAAUUUGACAGUUUAAUAUUGAUAGUGUAUAGUAAUGCAAUGUUUCAGUAUAAUGUUUAGGUUACUAUAUGGUUGAUUUUAUAACUUCAUGUUUUUGUCAUUUCUAUCUUUCUUUAAUUGGUAUAAUUUAAUCAUUAUUUCUUUUAUAAAAGUAUAAUAGAUUUAUCAAGUAAAAUCAACCACUGCUAUAUGACAAAAUAUGUUGCAUCAUUUUUAAUAACACACAAAUGCAUAUUUAACUUAAUGUCUUGAAACAAUAAAACUGACAGAAUUUUGUUUUUUGUUUGAAGUCACUUUUAUCUUCUAUACAAUGUAAUUAAUGCCAUUCAUAUUCCGGGUAAAUAUUGAUCUUUAAACUAUGCUACGCCUAAAUAAAUGUGUAUUUUUUUGGAGAAGUGGUUGAAGGGUCUGAAAACAUCCUUAUAAGGAGGGAGUGGUGUGUGGAUGUUUACAUUGGGCAUUAGCCUAUAUUCUUUCUAUCUUGAGUGUGUGCAACAUUAAAGUUCAUGAACAGUCAAAA